Messenger RNA from Echinococcus granulosus, 1335 nucleotides. RefSeq lists its product as hypothetical. The transcript is spliced from 6 exons. The record is from RefSeq and is a predicted model, not a curated record. NCBI's taxonomy places the organism in Eukaryota, Metazoa, Platyhelminthes, Cestoda, Cyclophyllidea, Taeniidae. Bases 1 to 1335 code for a protein of 444 amino acids.
AUGCUCCUGUUGUUCUUCUCUCCUGACCCCGGCACCAGACCGCUGGACUGGAGAAGUUUGAGAGUGCGCCAGUGCACGCCAGAAACAUGUGACACUCACGUCCUCUACUCAAUCGUCUCUGCCCGAUGUCUGUCAGGUGUCAGAAAUGCUUCCACUGCCAGUUCUCAGUCUUCUCUUCCCUCCAAAAUAGUUCGAACGAGGUGCAUGGUGAAUCGGACCACUGAGGUCUUCUAUUGGCUUCCUCCCGUCCAGGAUUGCUUUUCAGCUAGAAGUGGUGACACACCCUAUUUCUACGGCUCGAUAUACACCAUCCGCCAACUGCAGCAGGCCUUUCUGGCUGGAAAGGCGGCGGCAGUGGCAGUGCGAGAGAAACCGUUAGUCUCACUCUCCGUGGGCAUGUCAGCGCUCUCAGUGGCACUGGUGCUCAUCAUGCUCCUCGGUGUGUGCCACCGAAACUCGUCCGAUGUCUCUACCUCCGGCUCCAGGAACGGUGGCACCACCACACAGCGGCAACGACAGGCAGCUGCGCGACGUCGCGCUCGCGCCAGGAGUCGUCGGCAAAACGGAAACCACACCUCCAUCGGCACUCAGGCCGAUGUCGAACCCUCCGAUCGCUUCUUCAUCCUUCCCCGGUCUGAUCCCAUAAUGCAUACCCAAACGGGUGGCGUAAACGCAGGUUUCCACGACUCAGAGGCACUAUUAGCGCAGCCCCAUGAGUUGGCUGGUCAGACGCCGGCUACGGCCACCCUCGAGGUAAUGGCGCACGAGGGAGAGGCGGAAGGGGGCUACCCUGCUUCCACCGCAGCCCUCACUUGCAGUGACGAUUCGCGACUCUCCUGUUUGGUUGUGCCUCACAUCGAUACCCUGACGGAGUAUCAGCCACCUACUCACCCACCAAGGAUAUUCAGGGGAGUGCCCACUCUUCCCGCCUACGAGGAUGCCACGAAGCGGGGCAUGUACUGCAUAGUCAGGGAUUCGGACAUCACUGCACCACCUUCCUACCAGUAUCGAAUUCUCGACCCUGUGGACGCCGACGAUGAAGCAUCUGUGGGUGGUUCCGCUGCGACUGGCGAUGCGAAUUCAGCCGGCAACUCCGAUGCCUUUCCUCCCAUUUCUUCGUGGGAUUUCUACACCUACGGGGUUCACAGGGGCUCGAUCAACAGCAUGCCUGAAUUUUCGCGCAUCUACGGACCCCCUGAAUCACCCUAUCCUGGAGACCGUUCCACACCCGUCCCCAGUAUUGUGCCCUCUACCCACCCAGCAGACAAUGUCGUCGUUUGUGUCACUGUUGCUGCUGACGAUGGCGAUGGUGCAUGCGACGUUGCUUUCGUAUAG